GUCGUUGUAAUUAUUUGCUUUACAAACUUUUGUGUUGAAAUUUACAAAAUUUUAAAGUCACGGUAUAAAAAUUAUAUAAUAUUAUUCUGGAAUUCUGUUAAGCGCACAGAAGUCAUUUCACUUACCUAAACAAGACAACUAAAUCAACAUGGCGUGCUGCGAGAGGGAAGCGAAACCUGCACCGAAACAAGCGCCUGCAGAGGCAGGAUGCUGCGGUUGCAUGGUCAAAAUUGGCAUAAUUGGCGGCAGCGGCUUAGAUGAUCCGGAUAUAUUAGAAGGACGUAAGGAAAAAACCGUUUCCACUCCUUAUGGCGCCCCCGCUGAUGUGCUUAUUGAAGGUACAAUUGGUGGUGUUCAAUGUGUGCUGCUGGCACGACACGGCAGGAAGCACAAUAUAAUGCCAACCAAUGUUCCAUAUCGUGCGAAUAUUUGGGCACUCAAAGAAGAGGGCUGUACGCAUGUACUCGUGUCUUCGGCUUGUGGUUCGCUGCGAGAGGACUUCCAACGAGGUGAUUUAGUCAUACCCGAUGACAUCAUCGAUCGUACAACGCAACGUGUUGAAACAUUUACUGAUGGCCAGCCUGGAAGUCCCCCUGGCGUAUGCCAUUUACCCAUGUCUCCUUUGUUUAAUGAGCCCACACGGAAAAUCUUAUUAGCCGCAGCAAAAAAACUAAAUUACAACCCACAUGAACGUGGAACAGUCGUAUGCAUCGAGGGGCCACGUUACUCAUCGAAGGCCGAAAGUAAAAUGUUCGGAAUGUGGGGUGGCGAUUUAAUUAACAUGACUAUUGUGCCCGAGGUGGUGCUGGCUAAAGAGGCGGCACUUCUAUAUGCCGGUGUAGCAAUCGCUACCGAUUACGAUAGUUGGCGGGAAGGACAUGAAGCUGUCAGUGUAAAACAAGUGGUGGACACUUUCGCAGCAAACGUCGAUAAGGUAAAGAAUAUAAUGAAAGAAGCAGUGAAAAUGAUUUCGCAACAGAACUGGUCAGAGGAAAUACAGAAAGCUAAAGAUUUGGUUAAGAAUAAUAACCAGGCUUUAAAGUAACCGUUAGACUAUUUAUAUAAUUUAGUGAUAACCAAAAAGUACCAACAACAUACAUAUAUAAAAUUGUAUUAAGAAAAAUCCGCAUGAAAUUUAUGGCCCCCAAAAUUACAAAGUAAACUAACUUAUAUAUAUACUGAGAAAAAAAUAAAGCAACCAAACAGAGCAAACAAA
Messenger RNA from Zeugodacus cucurbitae (melon fly), 1216 nucleotides. RefSeq names its product S-methyl-5'-thioadenosine phosphorylase. Bases 149 to 1045 code for a protein of 298 amino acids. The transcript has 2 exons. Gene Ontology annotation, cellular component: cytosol. The record is from RefSeq and is a predicted model, not a curated record. Lineage: Eukaryota; Metazoa; Arthropoda; Insecta; Diptera; Tephritidae. Gene Ontology annotation, molecular function: S-methyl-5-thioadenosine phosphorylase activity. Gene Ontology annotation, biological process: nucleoside metabolic process.